This is a messenger RNA of Perca fluviatilis (European perch), 942 nucleotides long. RefSeq names its product olfactory receptor 146-like. Gene Ontology annotation, molecular function: olfactory receptor activity. The record is from RefSeq and is a predicted model, not a curated record. Lineage: Eukaryota; Metazoa; Chordata; Actinopteri; Perciformes; Percidae. Bases 1 to 942 code for a protein of 313 amino acids. The transcript has a single exon. Gene Ontology annotation, biological process: G protein-coupled receptor signaling pathway. Gene Ontology annotation, cellular component: membrane.
AUGGAAAACUACACCUACAACAGCUACACACUCCAACUGGAGGGGUUAAUUGUUUCUAAAGAUUCUACGUACCCUGUCUUUCUCUUUUUCUUUUUCUCCUACCUGUUUAUAAUAGUCACAAAUGUUGGUAUGGCUGUUCUGGUUUUCAUUGACAAAAAUCUUCACCAGCCCAUGUAUGUCCUUUUUUGCAACCUGCCCUUUAAUGAUGUACUUGGAAAUUCUAUCAUGGUGCCUCGUUUGCUUUUAGACAUGUUGCGUCCUCCCUCUGAGCGCAUCAUCAGUUAUUAUGAAUGUGUGGUCCAAGCUUUUGUCUCACAUAUGUUUGGCACCGCUUGCCACACAGCCCUAAUGAUUAUGGCCUUUGACAGAUAUGUGGCCAUCUGCAAUCCUCUGCGCUAUGCUGCCAUAAUGACCAACAAAAUGGUGAUCAAGCUGACAGUUUCUGCCUGGGGAGUGGCCUUAGUAAUGGUCGGUAUCCUGCUCGGUCUGACCAUACGGCUGAACCGAUGCAGGACUCUGAUCCAAAACCCCUAUUGUGACAAUGCCUCACUGUUUAAACUCUCCUGUGAGGAUGUGUUUAUUAAUAAUGUCUAUGGCCUGGCUUACACUGUAGUUCUGUUCACAAGUUCUAUAGGCAGCAUGGUUCUCACCUAUACUAAGAUUGCAGUAGUCUGUCUGAUGACUAACAACAAGUCUCUGAACAGUAAAGCCUUGAAGACCUGCAGCACUCAUCUCUUUGCAUAUCUAAUUAUGUUGUUGAGUGGAACGGUUGUCAUCAUCCUGCAUCGCUUCCCUCAGUAUUCAGACUACAGAAAACUCACUGUCAUUUUGUUUCAUAUCGUCCCUGGCAGCCUCAACCCCAUUAUUUAUGGUUUGCAGUCAAAAGAAAUACGGAAAUUCUUUUUCAAGUUCAGGUCCAACAAAGCCUUUCCAUUAUCGUAA